This is a messenger RNA of Fusarium poae, 885 nucleotides long. RefSeq lists its product as uncharacterized. Gene Ontology annotation, biological process: regulation of DNA-templated transcription. The record is from RefSeq and is a predicted model, not a curated record. Gene Ontology annotation, molecular function: zinc ion binding; DNA-binding transcription factor activity, RNA polymerase II-specific. The coding region runs from base 1 to 885 and encodes 294 amino acids. Lineage: Eukaryota; Fungi; Ascomycota; Sordariomycetes; Hypocreales; Nectriaceae. The transcript is spliced from 4 exons.
AUGCAGGAAGCAGAGGUUAUCCCUGUUGCUGAGUUCAGCCACCGCAACUCUAAUUUCAUCCCGCAGAGCCGAGCUUACUUCACAAGCCCCAGUAUCAAUUCGUCGUCCCGUCCUCGAUGGGCCAAGAUCUCAAAGGCUCAGAUUAGAUCACUUAACCAUUUCCUCUUCCUUCCAAUCCGACGUGGUUUUGGAUUAUCUCCAUCGUCAAAUAUCCAUUCGCAGAACGUGCUCUAUCUCAUUCGGCUGUAUGCUUUUGGUAUGAUUGCCGCUGAACGCAUCUGUCCGUACUCCCGACCCCAGCCACACUAUCCUCCUCCGCCGGAUACCGCCCAGCGGCCUUCCGACGCUCCUCCAUCCAGCAUGGCUACAUCAGUUACCGGUAAUUUGCCCUUUAUCCACGACUCUCGCGGCUACGGCCCGCCGCAUGCAGAGCCGCGAUACGCAUCUCCCAAUGUCAUCAAUCCUUACUCGCCUCUCGGCCAUCAGCCUCCGCAGUACCUCCUGCCUCUGCAGCCGCAAUCUGACCCCCGAUCUUCGGCCUAUCCUCCUCCACCGCCGGACCAACGAGGUGACAAUUACGAUGACCGCCGUCUACCAUACGAGCAACAGCCCUAUGACAAGGAUCCCUAUUAUGCCUACUGCCGUGGACAGCCUCCUCAAGGACCUCCACCACCAAAUGGCUACCCGGGCUACCCUGCUGGUGUCUAUAAAUACCCUCUGGUCAGAUACGGCCGUGCGCCUUUACGGCGAAAACGAAUAUCAAUUGCUUGCAAUCAUUGCCGGAAGAGAAAGAUCCGCUGCAGCGGCCGUCAGGGCGCCCUCGGUAGCAAGUGCCAGAAUUGCGCCCUCAUGAACCAGGAAUGUAUCGUUCAACCCGUACGGUGA